Messenger RNA from Lactuca saligna, 783 nucleotides. Lineage: Eukaryota; Viridiplantae; Streptophyta; Magnoliopsida; Asterales; Asteraceae. The record is from the annotation of a GenBank genome assembly.
AUGCGGUACUCCCUUCUCGCCGGCGGAAAACGCGUCCGACCGAUGCUGUGUAUCGCCGCUUGCGAACUCGUCGGAGGCGACCCGUUAACGGCUAUGCCAGCUGCCUGCGCUGUCGAGAUGAUUCACACCAUGUCGCUAAUGCACGACGACUUACCCUGCAUGGAUAACGACGACUUCCGCCGGGGAAAGCCCACCAACCACAUAGUAUACGGCGAGGACGUCGCCGUCCUCGCCGGCGACGCCUUACUUUCGUUCUCAUUCGAACACAUCGCUACGGCGACAGAAGGCGUCUCCUCCGACCGGAUUCUCAGGGCCAUCGGCGAGCUCGCGAAGUGUAUUGGCUCAGAAGGUCUUGUCGCCGGUCAGGUUGUUGAUAUCUGUUCCGAAGGCGCCGAUGUCGGAUUAGACCAUUUAGAGUUUAUCCAUUUACACAAGACGGCGGCUUUGCUUGAAGGAUCCGUCGUCCUCGGUGCCAUUAUGGGUGGCGGAUCUGAUGAAGAAAUUGAAAAAUUAAGGAAAUUUGCGAGAUCAAUUGGGCUUUUGUUUCAGGUGGUGGAUGAUAUUCUUGAUGUCACAAAGUCGUCAGAGGAAUUGGGCAAAACCGCCGGAAAAGAUUUGGUGGCAGAUAAGACUACAUAUCCGAAAUUGUUGGGGAUUGAAAAAUCAAGAGAAUUUGCAGAGAAAUUGAAUAAGGAGGCUCAAGAACAGUUGUUAGAGUUCGAUCAACUAAAGGCAGCUCCUUUAAUUGCUCUUGCUAAUUAUAUUGCUUAUAGAGAAAAUUGA